AUGAGAUCGCUGCAUUCGAUUUUGUUUUCCCUCCUUACCCUUCUUAGCUUCUACGGUGGUUGUAUCGUGGCCACGGCGGCUACGGGAUCGGUGCAGAAAGGAGAGGAGGAGUGGCGUGCGGUUCUUUCUCCAGAGCAGUUUCGUGUUCUCCGGCAGAAAGGCACUGAAUAUCCAGGGACAGGAGAAUAUGUAGACUUUGACAAAGAAGGAAUAUACGUUUGUGGAGGAUGCAAAGCUCCUCUGUAUAAAUCAACCACAAAGUUCAACGCCGGUUGUGGCUGGCCAGCUUUCUUUGAUGGAAUCCCCGGUGACAUAACUCGAACCGUAGAUCCAGACGGGAGAAGAAUAGAGAUCAGCUGUGCAACAUGUGGUGGACAUCUUGGUCAUGUUUUCAAAGCUUCCAACGCCUUUAGAUUCCGUGGUGGUCAAGUCAUGGCGGAUCCUGGAUUGUUGGUACAAAAAACAGAGGAGGAAUGGCGUGUGAUUCUUUCUCCUGAGCAGUUUAGGAUUCUCCGUCAAAAAGGCACCGAGUAA
This is a messenger RNA of Microthlaspi erraticum, 534 nucleotides long. The record is from the annotation of a GenBank genome assembly. Lineage: Eukaryota; Viridiplantae; Streptophyta; Magnoliopsida; Brassicales; Brassicaceae.